Talaromyces rugulosus is the source of this 1494-nucleotide messenger RNA. RefSeq lists its product as uncharacterized. The transcript has 2 exons. NCBI's taxonomy places the organism in Eukaryota, Fungi, Ascomycota, Eurotiomycetes, Eurotiales, Trichocomaceae. Gene Ontology annotation, molecular function: aldehyde dehydrogenase (NAD+) activity. The record is from RefSeq and is a predicted model, not a curated record. The coding region runs from base 1 to 1494 and encodes 497 amino acids.
AUGUCUCUUUCGCAACAGAUCACUCUUCCCAAUGGGGUCUCGUACGAGCAGCCCCUUGGCUUGUUCAUUAACAAUGAGUUUGUUAAAGGUGCCGACGGCAAGACCUUCGAGACCAUCAAUCCCCACGACGAAAAGGUCAUCACUGCCGUCCACGAGGGUACCGAGAAGGAUGUCGACAUCGCCGUCAAGGCCGCCCGCACCGCCCUCGAGGGUGAAUGGAAGCACGUUACCCCCUCUCAGCGUGGCCGCCUGCUGACCAAGCUGGCCGACCUCCUCGAGGAGAACAUUGAAACCCUGGCUGCCAUCGAGUCGCUGGACAACGGCAAGACCGUCUUCUGGUCCAAGGUUGACAUCAACAACGCCGCAGGCUGCAUUCGUUACUAUGGUGGCUGGGCCGACAAGAUCGUCGGUCAGACCAUCGACACCGAUGAGAAGAACUUUACUUUUACUCGCCACGAGCCCGUUGGUGUCUGCGGCCAGAUCAUCCCCUGGAACUUCCCCAUGUUGAUGUGGUCAUGGAAGAUCGGCCCUGCCCUGGCUACCGGUAACACCAUCGUCCUCAAGACCGCUGAACAGACCCCUCUGUCUGCUUUAUUCGCCGCCACCCUUGUAAAGAAGGCCGGUUUCCCUCCCGGUGUUGUCAACAUCGUCUCUGGUUUCGGUAAAACCGCCGGUGCCGCCAUUUCUAACCACAUGGACAUCGACAAGGUUGCCUUCACCGGAUCCACCCUCGUUGGUCGCCAGAUUCUGCAGGCCGCCGCCAAGAGCAACCUCAAGAAGGUCACUCUCGAACUCGGUGGCAAGUCGCCCAACAUCGUCUUCGCCGAUGCCGACUUGGAUAAUGCCAUCUCCUGGGUGAACUUUGGUAUCUACUACAACCACGGUCAAUGCUGCUGCGCCGGUUCCCGAGUGCUUGUCCACGAAGCCAUCUACGACAAAUUUAUCGAAGCCUUCAAGAAGCGUACUCAGGCCAACAAGGUCGGCGACCCCUUCGGUAAGGACACCUUCCAGGGUCCUCAGAUUUCCCAGAUCCAGUACGACCGCAUCAUGGGCUACAUCGAAGAAGGAAAGAAGGCUGGAGCCACCGUCGUCACUGGCGGCGAGCGUGUCGGCGACAAGGGUUACUACAUCGCACCCACGAUCUUCUCCGACGUCACCAGCGACAUGAAGAUUGUUCAGGAGGAGAUUUUCGGACCCGUCUGCACCGUCCAGAAGUUCAAGGAUGAGGAAGAAGCCAUUAAGCUUUCCAACACCGGUACAUACGGUCUCGCCUCGGCCGUGCACACGACCAACCUGAACACCGCCCUCCGUGUCUCUGGUGCUCUACGCGCCGGUACCGUUUGGGUCAACAACUACAACAUGUUGCACUACCAGAUGCCAUUUGGUGGCUACAAGGAGUCUGGUCUGGGCCGAGAACUUGGCUCGUAUGCUUUGGAGAACUACACCCAAGUCAAGAGCAUUCGUGUCUACCUUGGCGAUGCUCUUUUCAGUUGA